Molecule: messenger RNA, 3388 nt
Organism: Limulus polyphemus (Atlantic horseshoe crab)
Lineage: Eukaryota; Metazoa; Arthropoda; Merostomata; Xiphosura; Limulidae
Exons: 8
Coding region: 1-1278 (425 amino acids)
Source: RefSeq, a predicted model, not a curated record
AUGGCCCAGUCAAGUCCUGACUUGAAUCCAAUGGAAAAUUUAUGUUUAGACUUGAAUAUUGCUGUCCAUCAACAAUCCCCAAUGGAGUUAAAGUGGAGCACUUAUCUUCAGUCACCAGUGAACAAUUCUGUACAUCCAAACUAUGGACAGCAGGUUUCAGUAGAAGAACUAUUUCGAGGUGCAAGAGAUGCUUUACACAAUAAACCAAAUGCUUCAGGUUCAGUACGUGGUCAGUAUUCACAAGAAAGGUCUCAAAUCCAGAAAGAAAAACCCACAAGUGCUGUACGUGAACUCUUGGAUUUUGUCAGCCAAAACAUGGGAGGUGGAAUGCCUAAGUACAGAUACUCAACAGUUGGUCCUAUGCAACUUUGCCAAGCUGUGGUCAUUCUCCCCAGUGGACUGCAAUUUUUCAGUACACCAGCUGCUACUCAACAUGAGGCUUCAGAAAGUGCUGCAGAGGAGGCAAUUGUGUACCUAAACAAGAUGAGAAAUCAAGAAAAACCUGCUUUGCCUCCCUCUCCAGGAUUAGUAACAACAGUAAGAACCCAGCUUCAUCCAAUGCACCUAGGAGGCCCACCUCCACUUCCAGCAUUCUCUCCAUCUGCUUCUGGUCCACAGUUUUCACAGAAAUCUCAUGAUUUAGUAAUUCAGCGUCAUCCACCUCCACCACCUAUUACAUUUAUCCCAGAUUCAUUUGUCAAUGAACAUAGAAAACAGACCCUUCAGCUCCAGUCACAAUAUAGUAGAAGUCAGGACAGCAGGUCUUGGCAUAAUCAACAACAACAAUAUCCAAACUUUUCACAGAACUCAAGCAUGCCACUUUCAUGGCAGGGUAAGAGUGGCAAUGAUGGAACAUUUUUACAGUAUGCUGAUGAGAAAAAAAGUGAUUGGAAAAGUAAGCGAAAAGUAGGAGACACUGGUGGCCAGUUUCAAAAGAAGACUCUCCAAACAAUUAGUCAGUCAUCAAGUGUAAAUCCUUUCAUACCACUUCAGGUAACCAAAAAACAAGCAACACCUAAAAAACCUCAGACCAGUAGAUCAUUAAAAGACAAAGAAGAAUUUCUUGAUCUGUCAGCUUCCCAAAACAUAAGACAAAACCAAAGUUCAUCAACUAGUAAUACCCAGCCUGAGAAGACAAACCAACAAUCUGACCAUCAAAGCACAAGUAAAAACAACUCUGAAACAGCAAAGAAAGGUUCACGGCUAACAAGUGGACAACAAGAACACAGACAUCGACGUUCUCGACUAGCUGUAAACUUUAAAAAUGCUGUAGACUGAGGACACAUUUUACUCAUGGAAGAUAAGACAGAUAUACAUAAUCCUGUUUGUGUGUGUGUAUAUAAUCAUGUUUGUGAUUGUUGUGUCAAUGACAUUUAUUUUAAGAGAAUUUUACAAAGAAAAUCUGUUUUGUCUUAGGAGUGAUUCAGUGCAUGGGAAAAUAAGCUGAUUUUUCUUUUUACUACAAAUUAUUGUACUUAAUACAUUACUGAUGGAACCAUAUAUAGUUAUUUAAUGGUGUAAGUCACUACUGUUUAUACCUGUUUGGAAUAAACAAUAUUUUGAAUAGGGAAGUGCUCUGAUUAAAAUUUGCCACUUUUCAGGUUUCAGACUGUUAUUUUGAUUUUAUUAUCAAAAGCAGGUAAUUGGAAGAGACAUGUACAAUAAUUAAUAUCAAACUUUUGUGGGUUAAUGAGGACUAUAGCUAAUACAAGAAUAAUUAUUUGAACUAAAACAGCAUGCCCUGGUACUUCUGGGCUGUAUAAGGUGGUGAUUUUUUUAUUAUUAUUAUUUAUUAGAAAUGCUGUUUCUGCUAUUUAAUGACACUUAGUCUGAUUUGGAAAGCAAUUGGACUGCUGUAUUUCCUUUUCAUAUAUGUGUUGUGCCGUGAAAUGUGUAGUUUGCAUUCUUGUUAAAUGUUGUGGUGUAAUUACAAACAGUUAAGCAGUCAAAACUUGCAUACUAAUAUUUUAUCAAUAACUGUUGAGUGUUUAAUACUGUAAACUUACAACAUUACACACUCUCAAGUAAUCAAUUAAAAUAUGGGUAUGUAAGUCGUGACUGCUAAACUGUGUGUAAGACAGGUAGAGGAUUUUCUUAAAAAUUAAUCAAUUAAGUCCUACUUUUAGUGACAUUUUCAAGCAAAAAUGAUGUACUUCUAUCAUUGAGUUUAUAUUAUGAUUACAAGACGAAGUCUGCCUUUAAAACUUCUAUUCAUAUACAGGUAUGGUUUUGCAACACAUUUUUGAUUAUUAAAAACUUGUAUGAAUAUAGAACACGUAUUUGUAUAGAAAGACUUUAGUUGAAACUUUAAUUAUGCUACAAUUUGGCCUCUUUUCCAUUGAACAAACUUGGCCUCUGUUUACUUUUUUCUCACCAUUGUGCUAAUCUCACUCAUCCCACCACCAUUAUGCUAACUUUACCCACCCAUAUUCUUUUUCUUUUCUCCCCCCAAUUUGAUAACUUGGUCAGUAUUCUCUUCCUUUUCCACUACCAUUGUGUGUGCUAAUUCCAAAUUGUUUCCAUGUAACAAAAAAAUACUGUAAGUAAAAGGCUUUUAAUUCUAUUAUAUGUCCUUGGCCAUACUUUUUACUGUGUUUGUGAAUUAUUUUCUGAAGAUUUUGUUUCAGUAUUAACCUUAUUUUCCUCAACAACUUUGUUUUAGAUCUGGGUUAUUUUGCAUGGAUUAAAAAUGAAAUGACAUGAAUUUUUGAUUUCAGUCAGCCUAUUAACUGAAUUUUAUCACAAAAAAAAUUAUUUCUGCAAAACCUCAUGUAACAUUGUCCAUGUGUUUUAUAUUCUUAAGCAGAUGAACAACAAUAACAGAUUUUGUUUAUCCAUCUUAGACAAUCCGUAGCUGUAUACCUGAAUGUAUGUAAUCAUAUUUUUUGUAUUACAUGUAUCUUUGUAGAUUUAACAAUAAGACUGCUGUAAUGUAAAAAAGAUAAGUUCUAACAAUUGAAGUACAUGCUACUCUGAUAGUGCCCCAUAUAUCUCAGUACAUUCUGUUGUGUACAGGUAAUCACUAGUUCAGAUAUAUAUUUAUUUUCCAAGAAGAUAACUUUGUGUAUCUUUUAGUUGUUUAAUUCAUAUAUAUAUUCCCUUGUUCAAAUCACAAUUUUCUAUGUAUAGUUGAUUUUUUUUUCUGUUUAUAUCUUUGAAUGUUUGUUUUUUAUGAGGUUAUCAAUGGCCAUAUAAGAACAUUGCAUAAAUUUAUCAGAUGAUCCUGGUUGUAGUUGAUCCAAUCAACUGAGUUAUAGUCUUAAGAAAUAGCUUAGCUGAAAUCUAACCAGUCAAUGCAUAACAUUCAAAUAAAAUGAUUCUACGAAAACAGCCCAUUUAUUUUGAUGUAAUGAACUUUCUAAAUGAAAAUAAAUCUUUUUUCGUUUCA